Megalobrama amblycephala (Wuchang bream) is the source of this 2601-nucleotide messenger RNA. RefSeq names its product adhesion G protein-coupled receptor E1-like. Gene Ontology annotation, cellular component: membrane. Gene Ontology annotation, molecular function: G protein-coupled receptor activity. NCBI's taxonomy places the organism in Eukaryota, Metazoa, Chordata, Actinopteri, Cypriniformes, Xenocyprididae. The transcript has 14 exons. Bases 1 to 2367 code for a protein of 788 amino acids. Gene Ontology annotation, biological process: cell surface receptor signaling pathway; adenylate cyclase-activating G protein-coupled receptor signaling pathway. The record is from RefSeq and is a predicted model, not a curated record.
AUGUCGCAAACACUCUAUGGUAGUCGCAAAUCAAAUGUGACAGCCAAUAAGGAGCGAGCUAAUCUGUCUGACCCCUGCUACAACUACACUGUGCUGGACGAUCCAUGGAGAUCCAUCAAUUAUACAGAUGUACAAUAUAAGUGUGACACAUCUUUCAUGUGGAGCGGCUGGUAUCGUCUCUUCAUUAAUGGCACAAGCGCUCAUAUUCCACAAACGUGCAUUGCAAAGUGGUACUGUGGCACUACUGCCACACUGUGGAUACCUGAUGGACACCCAACAGUUGAGGAUGGAGUCGUCACUCGAGAUGUCUGUGGUCACUGGGACAAUUACUGCUGCUUUUUCGGGUCUUUUCCCAUUAGAGUCAAAGCCUGUCCAGGCAAUUACUAUGUCUAUGAGCUGGUUAGUCCAGCUGUGUUCUGUUCAGGAUACUGUGCAGACACUGGCAGCAUUAACACCAGCUCUAAAUCUGUGACACCAGUGACCAUCUCAACAGUUAAUCUCUCUGUUGACCCCUGCUACAACUACACUGUGCUGGACGAUCCAUGGAGAGCCAACAUCAGUCAAUAUCCAAACUCCCAUAUGUGUGACUACUCUGUCACUUGGAGCGGCUGGUAUCGUCUCUUCAUUAACGGUCAGAGAGCUCAGAUCCCAGACACGUGUGUUGAGAAGUAUAGCUGUGGCACUGAUAUCCCACUGUGGAUACGUGGUGGACACCCAACAGUAAAUGAUGGAGUCGUCACUCGAGAUGUCUGUGGUCACUGGAAAAAUUACUGCUGCUAUAUUGGGUCUUUUCCCAUUAAAGUCAAAGCCUGUCCAGGCAAUUACUAUGUCUAUGAGCUGAGUCAGAACUGUUUCCAAAAUCUAAUUGAGCAGAUCGAGAACAUCUCUGCAUCUCAAGUGCUCUCUGUGACUACUGUGACCAACAUUUUGACCAUGGCCUUCAACGCUUCAGAGAAGAUUUUAGAGUCAUCAUCAUCAUCAUCAGUCAGCCCAGCUAAACUCGCCUCCCAAGGAAACAGUAUGUUAAAAACCAGUGAGAAACUCAUCUCUACAUUGGUGAAGCCGACAGACACAAGUGACAAUAUCAGUUUUACUCUUGCAGCUGUAGAGGGACAAGUCUUCAUGGUUGGACCACAGGUCACCUUAGAUAAAAUCCCUCGACUUGACACGACAAAAUCUUCUGUGGACAUUGAUCUCAUUGGGAUCGCUAACAACAGUGAAACAAGAUCAGCUGCUGUGGCUUUCAUGAGCUACAACACAAUGGAGAAUCUACUGAAGCCUGACUUCUUCAACACAUCAAAUGACACGAUUAAAACCAUGAUGUCCACUGUGAUCUCAGCUACUCUUCCCAAAACCACCAACACUAAACUCACCAAACCAGUCAACUUCACCCUCAAACACAUCAGAGAGUUCGACCCCAGCGGUUCUCUGUCCUGUGUGUACUGGAAUAUCAGCGAGUGGAUUGUAGAUGGUUGUUCUGUUUUAGAGACCAACAGCAGCUACACUGUGUGUUCCUGUGUUCAUCUGUCGACAUUCGCUCUCAUCAUGCAAACCAGCAGACCACCAGAGAACGAUUCACUGCUGGAGAUGUUGAAUUUGGUGUGUGUGAUCGUGGGGCUGGUGUUCUUCAGUUUGGCUCUGUUGACAUUUGCCCUUUGUCAGUGGAGUCCUGGAGUGAAUAAUGUGGCUCGAAUCAACAUCUGCAUCAGUCUUCUGCUGGCUCACCUUCUGUUCCUGCUCACACAACAGUUCCUGAGACUCAUACGCCGUCAUCAGGUGUUGUGUGCCGUGAUAUCAGGGGUGCUGCAGUUCCUCUUUCUCUCCGGCUUUGUGUGGAUGUUCAUUGAAGCUGUGCUGCUCUUCAUCUGUGUGAAGAACCUAUCACAGAUCAGCUCCAAAAAGAGGGAGGUGCUUAGCAGUGGAUUCCUGUGUGUGAUUGGAUAUACGGUUGCUCUGGUUGUGGUGGCCGUGUCUGUCGGGCUGCUUCCUGAAGGCUACGGUAGCAAACACUGCUGGAUUAAAAUGGAUAAAGGUUUUAUCUGGAGUUUUCUGGGUCCUGUUUGUGUCAUACUAGCGUUAAACAUGAUUCUCUUCAUCAACAUCUUCAUCAAUCUGAACUCAACUCUCAAAAAUCUGAAUGCUGAAGUUUCACAGAUGAAACAAACCAAGAUUAUGGUAUUUAAAACACUGGCUCAGUUUGUGGUUCUUGGUUGCUCCUGGAUUCUGGGUUUCUUCACUAAUGACAGUAAGGUGUUGGAGAUCCUCUUCCUGAUCUUGAACUCCCAGCAGGGAACCUUCAUCUUCCUGGUCUAUUGUGUCCUCAAUAAUGAGGUCAGACAUCACUCAAUUUACCAUCAUAAUCCAUGAGAAAUCAGAAUAUGAAAGACUAUUACAGUUGUUUUCAUGCAGGUUCUGUUUUAUUUUGGAAAUCCAUGUAUUUUAUAGAGGAAUGUCAGAGGAAAUUGUUUAAUCUGUUACUAUUGUUCCAUUUCCUUCCUGUGAUGGAAUGUUCAAAUGGGCCAAAACUGUUCAAUCAAACAGCUGUCAGAAAUUCUAAAAUUCAAAAGGACACCGAAUUCAUUUGAUCUACUGUCUGUCUGA